Odontomachus brunneus is the source of this 4658-nucleotide messenger RNA. RefSeq lists its product as uncharacterized. The record is from RefSeq and is a predicted model, not a curated record. The transcript is spliced from 6 exons. The coding region runs from base 1777 to 3759 and encodes 660 amino acids. NCBI's taxonomy places the organism in Eukaryota, Metazoa, Arthropoda, Insecta, Hymenoptera, Formicidae.
GUACGUGCGGCUCUUGGUGCCGGUGGACCUCUUACACUCCACUCAGUUCGAGCCGGGCGUCAGUGACUUCGCGUCCGCCGAUCCGAUCGGAUCCUCUUUCUCUCUUUCAAGGGUGCGGAGGCGCGUCCCGCUGUAGGCCAGAAAACCAGGCUGAAAUAAUACGCACCACUCUCCGACCACCGCGAUGUGGCGCGACCUCGGCCGACAAGGUGUCUGAAGAAUAUCCCCGCGGGACCUCUGCCUCCUUCUCUCGCCCUCGUCCGCGCGGGACACGGUAGGUCCUGUUCGAGGCUACCAGGAUGCAGCUCAGACCCAGUUAUCAAGGCGUCUGAAGGCACCCCGCGGCCUGCACGCCGGUAUAAAGCAAUAAAAACGCCCGCCACGAGAGAUGUAUCUCGCGAGACCCGCGUAAGAAAACGGCGAAAGAAAGGCUGCACCGGUAAAUCAUAAACGCCACGGGGAUCGAACCGCGGGAGAUAACUGCCUUCGCGUAAGGUGAGACAGACGGAGAGGGAGGGGGAGAGAGAAAGAGAGUGAAAGAGAGGAAGGAGUAGAGAGUGCGCGAGAACAGCGAGGAGCGGCAGCGGGUUCAGCCGUGCGGGAUUCAUCGUUCGAUCGCAUCCAUCGGAUCCAUCCAUCCUCCGCGGACGCCUGGCAGACGAAAGCUCGAAAACGAAACACACAGCCCGGAAGAGGAGGCCUCGUCGUUCAUCAUUGGGAACAGGACAUCCGGAAGAUACCUCGUUGGCCGCGUGCAGAGAGAGAGGCGGUCUUCAUCGUUCGCUUCUUCUGCUCGCCGGCGUUCGCCCCAUCAGGGAGGAUAUCGUCGAUGGAUACUGAUAGCUUCCCCGUAAGAAGAUAGAGGAACGCGCGCUCCUCUUCUUCCCUCACUCGCCCGCCGGUGGUCAUCACGGAUACCGGCCGAUAGAUCGUAAUAGUUUUGCCCGUAAGAAGAAAGAGGAGGAGGAGGAGGAGGAGGAGGAGGAGAAGAAGAAGAAGAAGAGAUGCGUCGGCCGGCCGCGCUCAGCGGUGUUUACCGUCGAGGAUACUAUCGAUAGAUCGUGAUAGUUUUCGCGCUACCGCCCUGACCGGUGGAGGCGGAAGAGCAAGACGAGCAGGAAGAAUAAGAGAGGAGAGGAGGAGAUGAUCCAGUCGUGUGAAAAGUGUAACGCGGAAAGUGGCAAACCCGCGAGCGGAUCGUCUUGACAGUGCCGCCGACUCGGAACGACGAUCGACCGGUUCGUCCGACACGGAUCGUCGACGGUGUUUCGUGAUCCCUGAUCCUCACUGCGCGCCGUUGCCUCGGGCAACGGUUUAGUGGCUAGUGAACGGAGUUUCACGUAUUGUUUAACACCGUGAUCAAUGAUCCGGCCUAAACGUCCGAUCCAAUUCACGCGGAUGUUUCAUACCGUUUGACAAAGAGAAUCGAUCAUUCCUCGGAGAACGCGAGCAAGAAUACCGAUUGCUUAACCCUCUCAUGUGUUUCGCCUGAUUUUUCGCUCUUUCUCCCACGUAUCUUCGAUAGCGCAAUUAUCGUCUCAAGGAAGAAGCGGAUCAAACUUAUCAGAGAAUUAGUGUAGCUGUCAUCGACGCGCAACACGUAUCAUCAAUCGCCUGCGAGACGACCAGAGUGACGACCGCGACGGAGUGACAUAAUCGUAAAAAGUGGUCGCCUAUUCGAGCCCAUUAUUAACCGGUAAUGAGCGGGUGUCGAGAGAGGAGUAAAAAUGCCCUCGAAAGCAAGCGUCGAGCCUGCCUCGCCGCCACGAAGAUCAAAUGACGCUACGCCCUCGAGCUUCUCGGCGUCGCCCUGAAGAAGGAGAAGAAGCAGACUCUCUAGCCGAUCUACCAGCACCCGAUUUUCUCGACUUGGCGGUGAUCUCUGGACCGUAUUAUCAGCCUUCUCCGUUUCGUCCGCAUGCACGUGACGAUCCACACGAUGAUGUCAUUCGCGAAGUGACUAGAAGUGUAGUUAUGUCGUCGAACGGCGAGUUCUCGACGAUGUCCAGCGAGGAGGUGCCUUCGCUGCCGAAAUCCCUGCCGAGCUCGAGGGAGGCGACCGCCGAGGGUGGUUCCGGCUCCAGCGGCGGAUACAUGCCGCUCCGCGAGUUUCUCGAUCGAUUCUCGCUGCCGAGGGUGGUGAGACUCGAAGGCGCCGGCGGCAGGCCGGUGCUGUUGUACAAGCAGCAGCCGAGGUCGCUGAGAGUCACCGCGAGCCUGCUGAUACACCGGUACCGGCAUGAUGUCAAGGUGGGACCGGAGAUCGUCAUCCCGGAGGGUUAUCCAGGAUGGUUUUCUGUGAUAUCUGGCAACAAUACGACGGGCAGCGCGCGCGUCUACCGCAGGGUGGACUCUUUGGUGAAAACCGGAGUGCCUGCAUUUCUGCUGGCGACUCCUUUGCGCGCCUACACUCUGACGCAUUCGAAAAUGGAGAAUGGAAAUCUACGAGCCCAUUACACGAAGACGACAAUUCGCGCCGGUGAAAUCCUGCGACUCGUAGCAGUCUUCCAAGACACUAGACGAUGUAGCUCGGUUUCCUUCGGCAUCUCCGGCGGUUGUCCUGAGAAGGAUCAAUACGCGCAAUGCAUCGAUCUUCACGGACGCGAGGUAUUCGCCUCGCUGUCAACCAGAGGCGAGUUCUAUGCGAUCUGUCAGAACGGCAGCGUCGACACCGGCGGUGACGCGAUGCUGUACAAGGUUCACCAUCUCGCCAAACGGCAGCUACCUCUCAGAGUACGGUUAAUAGCGGGUCCGUUGCCUGUACCUUUGCCGAAAGAAUACGGCGGUCUGAUGCAGUUGGAGACUUCAACGCGCGGCCCAAUAGUUCUGGGAUGCAUCGUCCCGGAGAGGCCAGUGCACAACCCGGAGAUGCUCGAGUUAGUCGUGUGCGGUAACGGUGCGCCGAGGGUUCGAAGGGCACGACUGGGUUACCCUUCGGAAGCGAGAUUACUCGCUUCUCCGAAGAUGCAGCGAUUAUUAGCGACCUGCAGUCGAGCGGUUGGCGACCGCGCAACGGAACCGCGAGUGGCUCCUGUGAAGCUAUACCCGACAGGUGAAAGCUUAAGGGAGAUGCAUCUGAAGAAGAUCAAGCCGAAGUCGGACACCAAGCCGAUACUGCAGAGCCUGAAGGACGGGCUGGAGCACCUAAGGAGGAGCACCACCGCCAAGGAACGGAACCAAGCGAAGCAGAGCACCGGCAAUGGCGGCAUCCUCGAGAGGAUCUCCAAACUCGCCCAAGGCAACCGGAAUCGCAACCCCGCAAAGAAGUCCGCCUCGUUCACGUUCGCGGUGAGGCCAGAGAUCGCUAUGAGAUCGCAGGAACGUUACUCCAGUCUGGAGCCGGAAACUACCUCUCAUCAGACACACCAUCAAAGCGCCGUCAAGCAGUCCGUGCAGAGAUCGGUGUCUACCAGCGUGUUGGAGAUCCCAGCGUGCGUCGAGCUACAACCCAACUACUCCCGGGUGAAAGACAGUUUGACGCCGUUGCCGUCCCCGCCGAAACUGAUCAUGACUAACAAGACCGAGGAGAUCUAUGCUGAAAUCUGCGACACGACGACGAACAGCCAGGUGCAAAAGUGUCCGGGCAGCCAUGUGAUGGCGCGGAUCAGAAUCGUCGUGCAGGGUAAUAAUGAUACGCCUAUGGGUGCGCGCGGUCCGAUACUUUGCAACGAGAGAUACGUGAACUCGAUGGUGACGAGCGAACAGAUUGACUCGAUCAUCAGCACGGAAGAUGAAGUGAUCUACAAUACCGUGUUUUGAGAUAGAAUAGAAUUUUACGAAUGUUUUGCGAAUAGAAUGCAUUCGCGAUGUUUGCGAGAGCGUAAUUGCUCGUUGACAAAGGAGUUCCAAGUGUCGAACUUCAAGUAGCGACGAAUGAAAUUGUAUCUUAACGAGUAGACAAACGGGCUGUGUUCUUCGAUCAACUUUCCAAUAUUUGCUGUCACGAAAUGUAUUAUAAUAUACGUAAGGACGCUUAAAGAGAUAUGUAUAACUGCCUUUGUAGAGAAAUACGGGAAUCAUCUGUAUAUAUCUCUGAUGUAUGUUAAUCUACUAACACAAUUGAGAUAAAAAAACGCGAACGUACGUUAGACGUAUACUAGAUUAGAAUGACGAAUGGCUCAAAUUAAUUAAGAAUGUAAAACGUAACUAUUAUCGAAAUAAUUUGUCUGUUUCUGGCAAACUUUACCGCAAAUGAAAAUUAGAUGAUAAAAAUGAUAAUAGAGGUGAAAAAUAUUUUCGUCUGUAUUAAAAUAUAUAUACAUUAUACUUUUUUAGGUUUUUUUCGAUCUUUCCGGUUUUUGCGAGCGUCAAUUUUCCCAAAAUAGAGUACAAUAUUGUAUGCGUUUUGAAAGUAUCUUUUAUUACUCUGUUCCAUUAUUAGCUUUUUGACCAUAAUGGCCACGAUAACGUAUGUGCAAACUCUUAAAAAUAUCCUAAUUUGUAUUCAUCAAAGUUAAUGCGUGUAAAGAGUUUUCGCGCUUGGACCCGUAUAUGGUUUCGUUUUAUUUACAUAUCGCAUACAUACGAAUCAUUUUGACAGAGAAAGGAAAAUCUAGAUAGAGAGCGUGAUAUCUCGCUUUCCACUACGUAAAAGAUUUUUCAUAAGGACAAUUUGCAAAUGUAUGUAUAUUGUUGAAACAAAUGGACAAAUAAGUAAA